Paraglomus occultum is the source of this 690-nucleotide messenger RNA. The record is from the annotation of a GenBank genome assembly. NCBI's taxonomy places the organism in Eukaryota, Fungi, Glomeromycota, Glomeromycetes, Paraglomerales, Paraglomeraceae.
AUGAAAAUUUUAGCGAUUGGUGAUAUAUUUGGAGAAACGGGUCGCCAAAUUAUCAAAAAUUAUUUACCACACUUAAAAGAAAAGCACCAAAUUGGCCUAACUGUUGCCAAUGUGGAAAAUAGCACCCACGGCAAAGGAAUAUCCUACAAACAUUAUCAGGAACUAAAAAGUUAUGGCAUUGAUAUUAUGACCUCAGGCAACCACAUUUUUCAUCGAGAGGAAACCCAACAAUUUAUCCAAGAAGUGUCAGACUUGUUAAGGCCUCUGAACUCUAAUCCUUACCACCCCGGCCCCGGAACUAUUCUGAUAGAAGUUAAAAACAAAAAAAUUCGUAUCACUAACCUUUUAGGAACUGCCUUUAUGCCCAUAGCGGCUGAAAAUCCUUACUUUACUUUGGAAAAACUAUUAGAAAAAGAAGAUUGCGACAUUCACUUAAUUGAUUUUCAUGCUGAAACCACUGCUGAAAAAAACGCCUUGGCUUUACACUUUGAUGGAAAAAUAAGCAUGACCGGUCCUUACGGAGGAGUUAUUGGAGCCAAACCAACAGCAAUCAUUCAACGAGCCAAACAAGGGUUACCAGCAAAGAUGGUCCCUUAUGAAGAUAAAGGCCAGUUUAACGGCAUCCUUUUGGAAAUUGAUAAUACUAGCAAUAAAGUAAUAAAAAUCGAACGACUUAGAAAAAUUUUUUAG